Messenger RNA from Agrilus planipennis (emerald ash borer), 1671 nucleotides. RefSeq names its product serine protease inhibitor 88Ea. Lineage: Eukaryota; Metazoa; Arthropoda; Insecta; Coleoptera; Buprestidae. The record is from RefSeq and is a predicted model, not a curated record. Bases 134 to 1390 code for a protein of 418 amino acids. The transcript has 4 exons. Gene Ontology annotation, molecular function: serine-type endopeptidase inhibitor activity.
AUCCACAAUCGACAAUCCAGUCCACUACGGGCUUCAUGACACUACAGUUUAUACGCGAUUUUAAAUCGAUUGACUUUCUUUAGUUCGAUAUCAUCGACAAUUCGCUGAUUACUUCUUCGAUUGCAGACGAAUCAUGAAGACAAUCCCGGUGAUUUUGUCAGCUAUUUUUGUGACGUUUUCGGUCCGGCCUAGCGAACAGCAAUGCCUUACUGCAAACGACCAAAGGGUUCCUAGUCCUACGGGACAUUUAGGACUCUACACUGGGCAGCAAAGUUUUUCCUUGUCUUUACUGCAAGCGAUCAACCAAUUCAACCCGCACGAGAACAUUUUCUUUUCGCCUUAUUCUACAUACCAUGCCCUACUCAUGACCUACUUUAUAUCAGCAAACCAAACCGAAAUGUACCUGAAGAAGACUCUCAAACUGAGCCCGACACAGGAUAAAGCUGAUAUAUUCAACGCUUACAAGUUGGACGAAUAUACAACCAGGACCGGGCUAAUUAAAAAUGGCACCUACGAAUUCACCAACGCGAACAGAAUAUAUGUCGCCAAGGAUAUUCCCUUAAGAACCUGCGUCCUCUCUUUGUUCGGAAGCGAACUAAUUCAGUUCAACUUCCAAGAAAACCCCGAAGCCGCAAGGACUUCUAUAAACCAUUGGGUGGAAGAAAAGACCCAUGAUAUGAUCAAGAAUCUACUUCCGCCGGGCACUAUUGACGAAAAAACAAGUUUGGUGCUGGUGAAUGCGGCCUAUUUCAAAGGAAAAUGGGAAAACAAAUUCAAUCCUGAAGAAACUAAGCCUGAAGUGUUUUAUAUUUCACCCUCCAAACAAACCAUUGUUGACAUGAUGCAUGUUGAGGCCACAUUCAACUAUGACGUUUCUGAAAACUUAAUGGCUCACAUCCUCGAAUUGCCCUACGAGGGUGAAGAUAUCAGCAUGUACAUUUUAUUACCCCCAUUCGCCAAAGAAGACGGCAUCGAUACGGUGCUGAAAAAGUUGACUAUCGACAACUUCAAAGAAGUUGUGAAUGGAUCCCUUUCACCUCGACAAGUGCAAGUGUCCUUGCCGAAAUUCAGUUUGGAACACACCAUCGAACUGGCUCCGGUCCUUCAGUUUCUUGGUGUCGGCAACUUGUUCCAUGAAGACGCGGACUUUUCUGUGUUAUCUGGAAGAAGGGACUUGUCCGUUGGGGCCGGCGUGCACAAAGCAAAAAUCGAAAUUGAUGAGCAUGGUGCGAAGGCCGCAGCGGCCACAGCCUUAUUCUCCUACCGAAUUAUGGGAGACGAGACGGAAGACGUCGUCGAAUUUAAAUGCAACAGGCCCUUUAUAUUCUUUUUGUACAAUAAAAAAAUGAACACGAUACUCUUCACCGGUAUAUUUCGUCGACCUGCCUAAGUGCCUAAAUUACGAAAUAUCGAACACUUUGUAAAAUAUUUUGAUUACCUACUGCAUUUUUAUAAGUAUUUUUGAUCUCAGCAGCUAUUAAAACUAAUUUUUACCUCAGAUAUUACUGUUUGGAAUAAUAACACCCUGUACUUAUAGUAGAAAGCUUUAUCACGUAUGUUCUGAUACCGAAUACCUAAAAAUAUUUAGAAAAGGGCAUUCACUUUUUCUGUUAAUUGAAUCUAUAACAUGUAUAAUAACAAUAAAAGCGAUAAAAUGUACAAAAAAUGUAA